Molecule: messenger RNA, 600 nt
Organism: Hibiscus syriacus
Lineage: Eukaryota; Viridiplantae; Streptophyta; Magnoliopsida; Malvales; Malvaceae
Product: probable LL-diaminopimelate aminotransferase, chloroplastic
Exons: 4
Coding region: 1-600 (199 amino acids)
Biological process (GO): L-pipecolic acid biosynthetic process; systemic acquired resistance, salicylic acid mediated signaling pathway
Cellular component (GO): chloroplast
Molecular function (GO): L-lysine:pyruvate alpha-transaminase activity; pyridoxal phosphate binding
Source: RefSeq, a predicted model, not a curated record
AUGACUUCAUUUAUUGACUCUGCUUAUGCAACCUAUAUUUCUGAUGACAGUCCUAAAUCAAUCUUUGAAAUUCCUGGCUCCAAAGAGGUUGCAAUUGAAAUUUCGUCCUUCUCCAAGUUUGCCGGGUUCACGGGAGCUUGUCUUGGUUGGACGGUAGUCCCCGAAGAACUCUUGUUUUCAGGUGGGUCUCCUGUCAUACACGACUUCAAUCGCAUUGUUUGCACCUGCUUCAAUGGAGCAUCCAAUAUAGCUCAGGCUGGUGGACUAGCAUGCCUUUCUCCAGAAGGUUUCCAGGCUAUCCGCACAGUGAUCGACUACUACAAGGAGAAUGCGAGGAUAUUGGUAGACACAUUUGCCUAUCUUGGUUUAGAAGUUUAUGGCGGUGUCAACGCCCUGUAUGUUUGGGUGCAUUUUCCAGGUUCGAAAUCAUGGAAUGUAUUCGCAGAAAUUCUCAAGAAGACUCAUAUAAUAACAGUGCCGGGGUCUGGUUUUGGUCCUGGUGGAGCCGAGUACAUCCGAAUCAGUGCAUUCGGAAAAGAAAAGCGCAUCAUAGAAGCAUCAUGGAGGCUGGAAAAACUUUGCUCCAAGAGAGUACAGUAG